AAGUUGUUUUCUACAAAUUUCAAAAUAAUAUUACAUACAUUUAAAACAAUAAUUCUCUGGUGCACCCCUGUAAUACAAUGCUGCCAACAACAUUCUUUUUAUUUUCUAUUCUCAUAAUAAUAUUUUUUCUUAUUGGAAUGUCAAAGUAGACAGAGAGUUAUUUGGAUCUUAAACUCUUGCAUUCAAAUUCGAUUCGAACGUGUAGUUGUAAAGAGCAUUAUUUAGUUGCAGCGGCGUGACGGUUUUUAUAAUUUAGUGUAUUAUAUUGUGAAAAAAUAUUUUUUUAAAAAAUUGUAUAAGUACAUUUUUACAAGAAGAAAUAAUUGUACGCAUACUCUGCGUUCAUUACGCCUAAAAAAUAUUGGUACGCGAGUGCUGUAAAUUGUGCUGGUGUGUCGAGCUAGCGCUCCGCUGGGCAGCAGAAGUAAAUUUCACUGCCAACAGCUAAAAGAAAUUAUUCAAAAGUGGUUAUCCAGUGGACGCCUAACAAGUGCAACAUAUUUUUCAUGCAUUCACAAAUGUACUAAAUGAGUUCUAGCUGAAAUCUGUAUAUUAAAUUAAAUUAUACAAUAAUGAAUGCUUUUGAUUUGACGGCAGCGCUGCUUUGUUGUGGAAUUUUUUUCAUAAGCUGCAACAUACGGAGUGUGACUGCAGAUUCCUAUAGCGAUUACUUCUCUGAUUACGAUUGUAAUCAACCACUUAUGGAGCAUGCUGUCCUUACGGCCACUUCAUCUUUGAACGAUAGAGGACCGGAGAAGGCGCGUCUUAAUGCCGGUACUUCGUGGUCCGCGAAAAAUUCCGAUUUCGAUCAACGGCUUAUCAUCGAUUUGGGUUAUGUGAGAAAUGUGACACACAUCGCAUUGCAAGGACGACCGCACAGCGAUGAGUAUGUUACCGAAUAUUCAAUUAGUUAUGGUAUAUCUGAUUUGGAGUUUGCCGACUAUAAAGAACCAGGUGGCAACGUUAAGGCGACUCCGCUUGGACACCGAUCGAGAAUACUUACAAUCACUUUCUAACACUCGAUCUGGGUGAAGCACGCAAAACACGCAAAAUCGCCACAAUGGGCCGAAAGCAUACACAAGAAUUUGUUACCGAGUAUAUUGUGCAGUAUUCGGAUGAUGGCGAAUACUGGCGGUCGUAUGUGAAUCCAUCGAAUGAGCCGCAGAUGUUCAAGGGUAACUCCGAUGGCAACUCUAUACACUACAAUGUUUUCGAGGUGCCCAUAAUUGCCCAGUGGGUGCGUAUCAAUCCAACACGCUGGCACGAUCGUAUUUCAAUGCGUGUCGAACUCUAUGGCUGCGAUUAUGUUGCCGAGAACCUGUACUUCAAUGGCACUGGUCUAGUUACUUAUGAUCUGCAGUAUGAGCCAGUGGCGUCCACACGUGAAUCAAUACGUUUCCGUUUCAAAACCGCCUUCGCUAAUGGACUGCUUAUGUACUCACGCGGCACACAGGGCGAUUAUUUUGCUCUGCAGCUUAAGGAUAACAAAAUGAUAUUGAAUUUGGAUUUGGGCAGCAGUUUGAUGACUUCACUCUCCGUGGGCAGCCUGCUAGACGACAAUGUGUGGCACGAUGUGGUGAUCUCGCGCAAUCGCCGUGAUAUUAUAUUCUCAGUGGAUCGUGUUAUAGUACGUGGACGCAUUAAAGGCGAAUUCACGCGCUUGAAUUUGAAUCGCGCGCUCUACCUCGGCGGUGUACCCAAUAUUCAGGAAGGCAUUAUUGUUACACAAAAUUUCACUGGCUGCAUGGAAAACAUAUUCAUUAAUUCGACGAAUUUCGUGCGCGCGAUGAAGGACAGUUUCGAGUAUGGAGAUGCAUACCGUUAUACAAAAUACCACACCGUUUAUGCGUGCCCCUCGCCACCCAUUUACCCGGUUACGUUCACCACACGUGGCUCAUAUGUGCGCAUCAAGGGCUAUGAAGCGCAAAGCACAAUGAAUGUUUCCUUCUAUUUCCGCACUUACGAGGAUAGAGGCAUUAUGCUGCAUCAUGAUUUCGCUUCAGGCGGUUAUGUGCGUGUAUUUUUGGAAUUUGGCAAGGUGAAAAUCGACAUGAAACUGGGCGAUAAACCACGCAUCAUACUAGACAACUACGAUGAACAAUUCAACGAUGGCAAAUGGCAUUCGUUUGUGCUGACAAUUGGGCGUAAUCGUUUGGUACUCGAUAUAGAUCAACGUCCGAUGACCACAACGAAGAAAAUACAAAUAUCGACAGGCAAAGUUUACUACAUCGCUGGCGGUGUGGAUAAGAAUGGCUUUGUGGGUUGCAUGCGUCUGAUAUUGGUCGAUGGCAAUUAUAAGUUACCCAAAGAUUGGGUGCAGGGCGAAGAGGUGUGUUGCGGUGAUGAGGUGGUGGUGGAUGCCUGCCAAAUGAUUGAUCGUUGCAAUCCUAAUCCAUGUCAGCACAGUGGCGUUUGCCACCAGAAUUCGAUGGAGUUCUUCUGUGACUGUGCCAACACGGGCUAUGCGGGCGCUGUAUGUCACACAUCUAACAAUCCACUCUCGUGUCAGGCCUACAAAAAUGUUGGUCAUGUGAAUCAGCGCGUUAAUUUGAAAAUUGACGUUGACGGCAGUGGCCCGUUGGAACCGUUCCCCGUUACUUGCGAGUUCUAUUCCGAUGGUCGCGUCAUUACCACACUCAGUCACAGUCAAGAACACACAACCACAGUUGAUGGCUUCCAGGAGCCAGGCUCGUUUGAACAGAAUAUCAUGUAUGAUGCCAAUAUGUUGCAAAUUGAGGCGCUACUAAAUCGCUCACACACCUGCUGGCAGCGUUUGAGCUAUUCAUGCCGCUCAUCGCGUCUCUUCAAUUCGCCUUCUGAAGCGGGCAAUUUCCGUCCCUUCUCUUGGUGGGUUUCCCGCCACAAUCAACCUAUGGACUAUUGGGCUGGCGCACUGCCCGGUUCGCGUAAAUGUGAGUGCGGCAUUUUGGGCAAAUGUCACGAUCCAACUAAAUGGUGUAAUUGCGAUUCGAAUAGUCUCGAAUGGACUGAGGAUGGCGGCGACAUACGUGAAAAGGAGCAUUUACCGGUGCGCGCAGUGAAAUUCGGUGACACUGGCACACCGCUCGAUGAGAAACAAGGGCGUUACACAUUGGGUUCGCUGCGUUGCGAAGGUGACGAUCUAUUCACCAAUGUGGUGACAUUCCGCAUUGCCGAUUCCACCAUUAAUUUGCCGCCAUUCGAUAUGGGUCAUUCGGGUGAUAUUUAUUUGGAGUUUAAGACGACACAAGAAAAUGCUGUACUCUUCCAUGCAACUGGUCCGACUGAUUAUAUUAAGCUAAGCAUAAACGGUGGCAACAAACUACAGUUCCAAUAUCAAGCGGGCAGUGGACCACUUGGCGUAAAUGUGGGCACAAGCUAUCAUUUGAACGAUAAUCACUGGCACACAGUGAGCGUGGAGCGCAAUCGCAAGGAAGCUCGUCUCGUCGUUGACGGCUCCAUCAAGGCGGAGGUACGUGAGCCACCAGGUCCAGUACGCGCCUUACAUCUCACAUCAGAUUUGGUGAUUGGCGCUACGACGGAGUAUCGUGACGGCUAUGUGGGUUGCAUACGCGCUUUGUUGCUUAACGGUAAAAUGGUGGAUCUAAAACAGUAUGCCUUACGUGGUCUGUACGGCGUGAGCGCCGACUGUGUAGGCCGUUGCGAGUCCAGCCCCUGUCUAAAUAAUGGCACGUGCAUAGAACGUUAUGAUGGUUACUCCUGCGACUGCCGUUGGAGCGCAUUCAAAGGACCGAUUUGUGCUGAUGAAAUUGGCGUCAACUUGCGCACUAGCUCUAUUAUACGCUAUGAGUUUGAGGGCUCCUUCCGUUCGACGAUUGCUGAAAAUAUACGCGUUGGAUUUACAACAACAAUACCCAAAGGUUUUCUGCUCGGUUUCUCGUCAAAUUUGACUGGUGAAUAUUUAACGAUACAAAUAUCGAAUUCAGGUUUUUUGCGCUGUGUUUUCGAUUUCGGUUUUGAGCGUCAGGAGAUUAUUUUCCCCAAGAAACAUUUCGGUUUGGGUCAAUACCAUGAUGUGCGGUUCUCUCGUAAAAAUGGCGGCUCAACGGUGGUGCUUACAGUGGACAACUACGAGCCAGUCGAAUAUCAUUUCGAUAUAAAAGCAAGUGCUGAUGCGCAAUUCAACAACAUACAAUAUAUGUAUAUAGGCAAAAAUGAAUCGAUGACAGACGGUUUUGUGGGUUGUGUGUCACGUGUGCAAUUCGAUGAUAUCUAUCCGCUGAAACUAAUGUUCCAACAGAAUCCACCAGCUAAUGUGAAAUCACUGGGCACUCAAUUAACGGAAGACUUUUGUGGCGUGGAACCUGUUACACAUCCGCCCAUUGAAAUUGAAACGCGUCCACCACCCCUUGUCGAUGAGGAUAAAUUGCGUAAGGCCUAUGGCGGAUUCUCUAUCGUACUAGGCUUCAUUUUGGUUAUACUGCUACUGCUGUUGCUGCUCAUGAUCUUCUUAAUAGGCCGUUACGUGCACCGCCAUAAAGGCGAUUAUCUGACGCACGAAGAUGAGGGCGCCAACAACGCCGAUGACCAAGACGAGGCCGUUUUGCACUCGAGAACCGGCCAUCAAGUGACAAAACGGAAAGAGUGGUUCAUAUAGUUUGGUAUGCAGCAUAUAGGCAAUUGGAGCACGUAGUCAACGCGGUAGCUACAACUCUACACAGCCUGCUGCAACCUUGCAAUCACAACUAUACAACGCACGUGUGCUUACGCACCCACACACACACACAUACCCACACAAACUUACACGUAUAAAAAGGAGGAACUGUUGAAUGGGGUUUUCAAAAAUAAAUCGAUGAAUUAGAGUAGCGUAAAACAUAUUGUACACAUAAUAAUUAUGUAAUUAUAUUAAGCAUGACAUGACAAACGGCGACGCAGACGUUUAGCCAUAGAGAAGUAUAACGAAAUGCGUGUGAAAAUUGAAAACGAAGCUAUGUAGUUGUAGCAGUUCAUAAAAAAAUUUGGCUGACAUGAAGGCAGUAUUCAUUAAGUGAAUAGCGAUUCUUUUAACUGAACACGAAAAUCAACAUAUGGCGAUCAAAAAAAACUAUAUAUAUAUAUAUAUAUAUAAAAAAACAAAGCACAGUAAAUUAAGCGGAACUAAAGUGUAAACAUUACUCAUUGGACGUUGCGUGUCACACUGCCAAUUUUGAAAUAAGAAAAUACCAGUUGGAAGUGGUACAAUUCGCAGAAAGGUCUUAGACGUCGCGGUAUUCCUAAAAAGUCAAGUGUUCUUAUCUACACAAAAUAAAACAAAAAACAAAAGGCAUAUACCAUAUACAAAUAUUGCCAGACAUGUAGACCCACUUACUUUUUCUUCCAACUGGAUGUUUGAAUAAUUGUAUUUUUUGUGGUCAUUCUUUUGCUGAAUUUUUUGUAUUGUGCUCGCUUGCUGACUUUAAGUUCGUCGUUUGGUUUUAUGUUUUCAUUGCGUAUUUUAAAAAAACUUUUAUAUGUUAGUUUUUGGAAAACAAACUUUCAAAAUAUAGGCAUCUCUCAAACGUAAUUUUAUACCGUCCAUUUUUUUUUAUUUUAAGUUUUUAUAGUAAUAUAAUUUUUUUAAAUUUAAUUUGCGUGAAAAAAUAUGAUUAAGCAAACAACAACAAGAAAGCAAAAAGUAAAGAAGGUGUACCGAAUCUCUACAAUUUUUAUAUGUAAGCCUUUUGAAAUAUUUUUUUAUAUAAAUGUUUUUGGUUUUUAUCGAAAGGCUUUUGUGCUUUAAGUAAGAAAUUUAAUUUCAGAAAUGUCUUUUAAGUAAUAAAGUAAUAAUUAACUUGUGCUUUUCCACUAUUUUCGAUUGACAUUUGCUGUGUGUGUUGUAAAAUUGAUACCGUCAUUUGUAACGGCAACUUAUGAAACCCAUUAAGUAAAGUGCAUUUGAUUUGAAUUGUUGUAAUACGCGUACAUUCCAUUAAAUCAUAAACAACUUUCACAUCGACAUACGUUAUAAGUAUUCAUACAUACUUUAAAAAAUACUGAUACUUUAUACGAAGAAGAAAAAACGAACUCUUUCAUUUAUUUUAAAUAUAUUUUUCAAACUUUUUCUAUUCAUUGUUAUAUAAGAGAAUAUUUGUAUUCGGGUUCUGUCUAGGAAAAAGAAAUCAAUUGUGAAUCAAAUAAUUUAAAUGGCUACACUAAUAUAAUUACUUGUACAAAUUUUUUAAAAUUAUAAAACAACUCAAACGGUUCACAUAGAAAAUUGUGCGCAUAAUUAUUUGGAAUAUAUAUAUAUAUAUAUUACUACACUUAAAUCUAUUUUUUAAAAAGUUGUAUUCUGAAAUUGCUAGAGUUUUUAACAAAUUGUGUAAAUUGUCUAUGUAGUUCAUUUUUGAAACGAAAAAUUAUCGACCAUAUAAAAUAUGAAAUUCAGCUAAGUACUCGUAUUAAGGCACAAAAAGUGGAUUGUAAACAAAUUGCAACAGAUAAAGUAACAACAACGUAUUAGAAGUUCAUAAAUCAUACUGUUAUGAAAUAGGUAUUAAUUUUUAAUAAAUUUUCAUUAAUACACACACAAUAAA
This is a messenger RNA of Bactrocera oleae (olive fruit fly), 6515 nucleotides long. The record is from RefSeq and is a predicted model, not a curated record. NCBI's taxonomy places the organism in Eukaryota, Metazoa, Arthropoda, Insecta, Diptera, Tephritidae.